AUGACCGCUGUCCGCAAACGCCUGGCGUGUGUCGAGUGCACCCGCCGUAAGAUCCGCUGCGACAAGGUCGUGCCCUGUCGGAAUUGCACGAGACGGGGGACACCAUGUACCCGGAGCAAAGAGAGCAAGAGCGACUCGCUGGUCGAGAGAUUACAGGCCCGAGUGCAGCAGCUUGAAGCGGCCGUACUGGAGCUAUCGCAACCACACUCACAGCCCCGAAAACCGUCCAUUACCCCCGCCCCAGACGAUACAGGUGAGCGAGACACAGAACCAGACGCGGAGAUCGGCGACGCAGCAACGAUCCUCGAAUUCCUGGCCUGGGGCCGUCGCAAGAACCCGGAUUACGGCGAUAGCAUGAACGUCCACUCGCCUGGCGAUGUGACGGCCGAGCCUGAUGGUCAGGGCAUGGGACGCCAAACCCUAAGUCCAGGGCCAGACAGGGCCUCGGCCGAGGCGUAUCUCCAGCUGUUGCUCCCUCGACGAGCACUCACUGAACGUCUCGUUGCUUUUCAUUAUCAUUCCGUGCUUUGGUACCACGGGUCGUACGACGGAAAUGAUUUUCAAGACGAGCUGGACGCCUUCUAUCGCAUCGCCCACGGUAACGUCGGUCACCACGUCGACCUCCAAUGGCUGGCUCUCCUUUUUGCAGUGCUCUGUGGUGCUCUAUCUUGCGCGCCUCGCCGGACCGCAGAGAGCUGGGGUAUUCGAGCAUGGGAACAGACAUCUCUGGCACAACGCUGGUUCAAGGCCGUCUCGACAUGUCUACAUCACGCAGACUUCACAGCAUGUCACUCACUUUACGCCAUACAGGCAGUCGGGACCCUCACAAUGUCGGCGCAUUUACUCGGCUUCUCCAACAGCCUCUCUGUUUUAAUUGCCUCCGCCGCUAGAAUCGGACAGUGUCUUGGUAUGCAGCAUCGAGAACUUGGCGGUGCGUGGCGCCAGCUCUGCAUCCAGGAUUGGUUCUCAAUCCCCUUCUUUGAGAGCUAUCUAAUCCCGCGGCCAAAGAGAAUCAACCCAGAUGAUGAAGGGACGGGAGAAGAUACGCCAACGCACGCCGCAUACAGCACCUUCUUCUACAAAGUCGCUGCGGUGAUGGCCUCGCUGCACAACAGCACAACGAGCACACAGACCCUCUACACGCGGUACGAGCAGGUCCUCGAGCACGAUCGCCAACUGCGCGUCCUCGCGACAACAGGUCUACCUGCCUUCCUGCAAAAUGUCCCCAUCGAGCCGGCGUGGCCAACAUACGUUCCCUGGGCGCGAAGAUGUCUAGCCAUAAGCCUCUCUCACAAAGUCAUCAUGAUCCAUCGGAAAUUCCUCGCGUUGAGUUUCCGCGAUCCAAUAUUUCUACGAACCAGACGGACGUGCGUUGCGGCUGCAAGAACGAUCAUCAAGGAGCAGAAGGAGGCUAGGGCAGACGCAGACGCAGACGCAGGUGUGCCUGUGCUGUGGAUUAUGCAGGCUUUUGGGGUUACGGCUGGUAUAAUCCUCUGUCUCGACCUCUUCCACCGACCCCGGAGUGCAGAUGCAGACAGCGAAGCAACAUACCACCGCCAACUCAUCAACGACGCGCUCAAAAUGCUAGCCGACGGGCCGGCGAAUAUGAUUGCGAAGCGGGGGGUGCAUCUGCUCGAGGCGCUUCUUGCGAGGGAGCCCAGGGCGUCGAAUGAGCUUGAUUUGGGUGCUAUUGUGAAGGGGGUUUGCGAGCAGACUUCUCCCUGUGCGGCUACGUCAGUAUCCCCUUCAUUGGUCAGGAAUAGGGAAAGGCUCAGAGAAGACGGGGAUAGUAUGACUUGGCCUCCAGCCAUUGGGUCCUCGCCGGGCUAUGGGAAUGGACUGCGUCGUGAGUUGCAUGUCGGGACAGGAUAUACGGAGGAGAAGGAGACGCUGGAGGGGAUACUGUCGCUUGCGGCGAGCUAUAUCUAG
This is a messenger RNA of Aspergillus mulundensis, 1929 nucleotides long. RefSeq lists its product as uncharacterized. The transcript has 3 exons. Gene Ontology annotation, molecular function: DNA-binding transcription factor activity, RNA polymerase II-specific; zinc ion binding. The record is from RefSeq and is a predicted model, not a curated record. The coding region runs from base 1 to 1929 and encodes 642 amino acids. NCBI's taxonomy places the organism in Eukaryota, Fungi, Ascomycota, Eurotiomycetes, Eurotiales, Aspergillaceae. Gene Ontology annotation, biological process: regulation of DNA-templated transcription.